AUGAGGUCGACGGCGACGGCGACGACUUCCGCGACGGUUCAAAAACAAAGUUCUUGGAAAACUGCGGUUCGGACGCGUUAUGCUCACCGACAAAGGAGGAGAACGACAAAGACGACGACGAGAGCCAAAGCUGCGAAGAACGACGAGGACGACGAGAAUGACAACAACAACACAAACGAGGAAUACAAUCUCGAUCGGCCUUUACUCGUCAUCGUCGAGUGCGACGGGGUGAUGAUUGACGUCCAAACCGACGGGCACAGGGUGGCCUUUAACGAAGCGUUUAAAAAAAUGUCCAUCAUGAGCGCGGAUUGGACGCCGGCAGAGUACGCGAGCUUGUUGCGUUCGGGCGGUGGGACCGCAGAGGGCAUGAUUGAGCGCUAUUUUCAUUUUUACGGGUACCCGCGCUCGGAUUUACGCGACGAGGUUGUCGCCGAGGAGAACGAUAUGGAGAGCGCGUACGAGGCGUACGUUAGGAAACAACAAGGCGCAGACGCGAAGAAGGAUACGUUUAUGGGGGGUCCACAAAAGGGAGCGAAUUUGAAUCCAGUCGUGCAACCGACGUCGGAUGCUUUGAGAAUGAGACGACGGGAGUUUAUAAAGGAAGUGGCCGAGACGAAGGACGAAACGUUUAGCGAAAUGUGUCGAGAAGGCCGAUUACCGCUUCGUCGAGGCGCUUUAGCGUUUAUGGACGAGUGUUUGACGCACUCGAAUCCGAACGUGAGAGUUUUGUUAGUUGGUGAAACGGCCUCGUCGCCAGGUGAAGGGGUUUUAUCCGCGUGCUUGACGCAAAUGGGCGAACUGCGCGCGGCGGGCGUGAGCGUCGCCGGGUCGCCGGAAACGCUCGCCGGGGAGGACAACUACGAGGACGCGUUGUAUAAACGCGUAGAGCGCGAUAAGAAGAAGAAAAAGGGAGAAUUAAUGGCACCUGAAGUCGGUGGAGACUUGCAAAGACAAAACUUUAGCAGCGACGUCGUCAUCGACUCGAGCAUGUUUUCGACUUCGCGAAGGUCGUCGCUGACGAAAGCCGCCAUCCGCACGGCGAGCGAGCAGAGAGGCUUCGACGUUGAUUUUGACGUCAUUUUCGUCGGCGCGAGUAACUCGACGUGUAAAGCUGCCACCGAAGCCGGCGCACAUUCCGUCGUCGUUCGAACGAGCGAGCAAAGAGGUGGCGAAUUCAAAGGCGCCGACGGCGUCGUCGACGGUUUCGGCUCCGGCGGCGGUUUAACCAUGCGCUCGCUCAAAGCGCGCAUGGACGCGAAACGGAAAAAGCUCUUGAUAGAAGAAUAA
Messenger RNA from Bathycoccus prasinos, 1287 nucleotides. RefSeq lists its product with no specific name. Bases 1 to 1287 code for a protein of 428 amino acids. The record is from RefSeq and is a predicted model, not a curated record. Lineage: Eukaryota; Viridiplantae; Chlorophyta; Mamiellophyceae; Mamiellales; Bathycoccaceae. The transcript has a single exon. Gene Ontology annotation, molecular function: hydrolase activity.